Messenger RNA from Exophiala aquamarina CBS 119918, 1365 nucleotides. RefSeq names its product acyl-CoA dehydrogenase. Lineage: Eukaryota; Fungi; Ascomycota; Eurotiomycetes; Chaetothyriales; Herpotrichiellaceae. The record is from RefSeq and is a predicted model, not a curated record. The transcript is spliced from 3 exons. Bases 1 to 1365 code for a protein of 454 amino acids. Gene Ontology annotation, molecular function: flavin adenine dinucleotide binding; oxidoreductase activity, acting on the CH-CH group of donors.
AUGACCGCGUCUCAAGAUAUCCCGCCCAUUGUGGUGCCCUUCGUGUCGGACCGUGCAAAGCAAUUGCUAGACAAGGUCGAAAAGUUCGUCGAUGAAGAAGCCAUCCCCGCAGACCCGGUGUACAGCGCACAGAUCGGAACCGGGGAGGAACGAUGGCGUGGCCACCCGAGCAUCAUGGACGACCUGAAGAAAAAGGCUCGCGCGGCGGGAAUCUGGAACAUGUUCCUGCCCAAGAACCACUUCAAGGAAGGGCCACAGUUCACCAACGUUGAGUAUGGUCUUAUGGCUGAGCAGUUGGGAAAGAGUAUCACUGCAAGCGAGGCCUGCAACUGUGCUGCACCAGACACGGGUAAUAUGGAAGUGAUUGCUCGCUACGGCUCACCCGCCCAAAAGGAAAAAUGGCUCAAGCCACUCAUGGCCGGCGAAAUUCGCUCUGGCUUCCUUAUGACAGAGCCUGACAUCGCCUCCAGCGACGGCUCCAACAUCAAGCUCCGCAUCGAACGGAAAGGCGACCACUACCUGCUCAACGGUUCGAAAUGGUGGUCCUCAGGUGCCGGCGACGACCGCUGCAAGAUCUUUAUUGUCAUGGGCAAGACUAACCCAAACCAUCCAAACAAAUUCGAACAGCAAUCUAUGUUGCUCGUUCCUGCCGACACGCCAGGUAUCAUCGUUCACCGCAUGCUCAGUGUCUAUGGCUACGAUGACGCUCCACACGGUCACGGUCACAUCACGUUCCGGGACGUCAAGGUCCCGUUGGACUCGAUCCUUCUUGGCGAAGGCCGCGGCAAUGAGAUUAUGCAAGGUCGUUUGGGACCCGGGCGUAUUCACCACGCUAUGCGUGCUAUCGGGGCCGCCGAGCGUGCUCUGGAAUGGAUGCUUAGAAGACUGAACGACGAACGGAAGGUCCCGUUCGGUAAGCCACUACGUGAGCACGGUGUCUUGCUCGAGUGGGUGGCUAAAUCCCGAAUCGAGAUCGACGCAAGUCGCAUGAUUGUGCUUAACGCGGCGAUUAAAAUCGACCAGAAGGAUGCGAAGUUUGCUCUGAAGGAGAUCGCCGAGGCCAAGAUCAAGGUACCGCAAGUGGCAUUGGAAGUCAUCGACCGCGCCAUUCAAGUACACGGAGCAAUGGGUGUUUGCCAGGACACCCCACUCGCCAGUAUGUGGGCCCAUCUCCGGACCUUGCGCAUUGCCGACGGACCCGACGAGGCCCAUCUCCAACAGCUCGGCAAGCGUGAGAACAAGCAACGUUCCGCAGAGGUAAUUGCAAGAAUUGCCCGCCAGGAGAACAAGACUGAACAGCUGUUCAGACAGCUGGGCAUCGAGAGGAAGGAGCUCGGUGCGGAGAAGUUCAAGGCCAAGCUAUAG